Molecule: messenger RNA, 1261 nt
Organism: Bufo bufo (common toad)
Lineage: Eukaryota; Metazoa; Chordata; Amphibia; Anura; Bufonidae
Product: gastrula zinc finger protein XlCGF17.1-like
Exons: 4
Coding region: 176-1261 (361 amino acids)
Biological process (GO): regulation of immune system process; regulation of cytokine production; negative regulation of transcription by RNA polymerase II
Source: RefSeq, a predicted model, not a curated record
UGGUUCAAAAGAACAUCACAAUGUCCCACAGGAUGAUCAGGUUCAGAAUCCAGGUGAAGAUCUGAACAUUGUAUAUGUUACAGAAACACAUGUGAGGGGUGAUGAGCAGAGUACAGAGGACAUUCCUACAGAUAACCGCCCAGCUGACUAUAUCAGGAGCUCAAAGGGACUUCCGAUGCCUAAAGAUUUCAAAACAAAUGAUCAUGCUCUGGUACAAGAUGCUUAUGAAGUAUAUGUCAUUAUCCCAGAUACACCCUCAGCCUUGCAAAGCAACAGUCAAUCAUCUGAUCUUUUUCAACGUGUCCUAAAUUUUGAUUCAUCACAGACUGUGAAGCAAAACAAAGAACACAUAAGGGGUGAACAUCUAAUAACUGACACAAGAGAGAAACCGUUUUCAUGUUUAGAAUGUGGGAAACGGUUUACCAAAAAAUCAAGUCUUAUUGCACAUCAUAGAAUUCAUACAGGGGAGAAAUCAUUUUCAUGUUCGGAAUGUGGGAAAUCUUUUAACCAGAAAUCAAAUCUUGUUAAACAUCAGAGAAUUCACACAAGGGAGAAGCCAUUUUCAUGUUCAGAGUGUGAAAAAUGUUUUAUCCAAAAAUCAGAUCUUGUUAAACAUCAGAGAAUUCACACAAGGGAAAAGCCAUUUUCAUGUUCAGAAUGUGGGAAAUGUUUUAGUGAUAAAUCUAGUUUUAUUUCACAUGAGAAAACUCACACAGGUGAGAAGCCAUUUUCAUGUUCAGAAUGCGAGAAAAGGUUUAGCAACAAAGCAAGUCUUAUUGCACAUGAGAGAAUUCACACAGGGGAAAAACCAUUUUCAUGUUCUGAAUGUGGGAAAUGUUUUAUCCAGAAAUCAGUUCUUGUUAAACAUCAGAGAAGUCACACGGGGGAGAAGCCAUUUUCAUGUUCAGAAUGUGGGAAAUGUUGUAUGCAGAAAUCAGAUCUUGUUAAACAUCAGCGAAUUCACACGGGGGAGAAGCUAUUUUCAUGUUCAGAAUGUGGGAAAUGUUUUAGCGAUACAUCAAGACUCGUUAUGCAUGAGAAAAUUCACAUAGGGGAAAAACCAUUUUCAUGUUUAGAAUGUGGAAAAUGUUUUAUCCACAAAUCAUAUCUUGUUAAACAUCAACGAAUUCACACUGGGGAGAAGCCAUUUUUAUGUUCAGAAUGUGGAAAAUAUUUUAACCAGAAAUCAAAUCUUGUUAAACAUCAGAGAAAGUUUGGUUCUGAUGAAUCUAUCCGGAGGAAGAGAAAGAAGAUUGAUUGA